This is a messenger RNA of Stegodyphus dumicola, 1725 nucleotides long. Its product is annotated as TBC1 domain family member 13. NCBI's taxonomy places the organism in Eukaryota, Metazoa, Arthropoda, Arachnida, Araneae, Eresidae. Gene Ontology annotation, biological process: activation of GTPase activity; intracellular protein transport. The record is from RefSeq and is a predicted model, not a curated record. Gene Ontology annotation, molecular function: GTPase activator activity.
CAACAACGUCUCUACCUCGUUAUCUGUAUGUUUGUUUGUGUUGUGUAUCAUCGGGAGGUGGUAGUUUUCGAAGUGUGUGUGUGUGUGUAAUGUAUGUUUUUUUAUUGGUCAGUGUAAAGUUAACUUAUAUUUUUUUAAUAAGCAUGUGCCUUUCUUCCAGUCCUCAAUUCUGGUGAUACUAGUUUAAUCUGAAACAAAAAUCAAUCAAUAAAAUGGCAAAUUAUAAAGCUAGGUUACAGCUAUUCACUGAACUGUUUGAGAAAGAUACCAUAACAGUGACAGAGUUGCAGAAGCUAUGUUUCAAUGGAAUUCCUGAUGGAUCAAGUUUUCGAUCAAUGUGUUGGAAAAUUUUGUUAAAUUAUUUACCUGUAAAUAAAGCUGAAUGGCCUGCAGUACUUUUAAAGCAAAGAAAUUUAUAUGAUCAUUUUGUAGAAGAAAUGAUUGUUACACCAGGAUCAAAAAAUAAAGCUGGAUCUCGUAUUGAUGUUACUUUAGACGACCAUCCUCUUAAUCCUAAUCCUGAUGGGAAAUGGAUGGCAUAUUUUAAAGACAAUGAAGUUUUACUGCAGAUAAAUAAAGAUGUAAGACGACUAUGCCCUGAUAUUUCAUUUUUCCAGCAAGCUACAGAUUAUCCUUGCGAAUCAAUAGUUGGGAAAAAAGAUGUUGAAUCUUUAAGAGAUAGAGUGGAACAAACAGUACUUAGAUCCGCAAAUGUUACCAGGAAUCGACUUGGUAUUACAAAUGUUUCAUUGUUCAAAAAAAGAGCACAGGAAGAAUAUCAGCAUUUAUCGUGUGGACAAGAAGCUCACUGGGAAGUUGUUGAACGGAUACUUUUCAUCUAUGCCAAACUUAAUCCAGGACAGAGCUAUGUGCAAGGUAUGAAUGAAAUAAUUGGCCCAAUUUAUUAUACAUUUGCUUCUGAUCCUGAUCCUGAAUGGAAAAAAUAUGCUGAAGCUGAUUCCUUUUUUUGCUUCACGAAUCUUAUGUCUGAAAUUCGAGAUUUCUUUAUUAAAACCUUGGAUGAUUCUGCAAGUGGUAUUGGAGCCAUGAUGAAACGGUUAAUGAAUCUCCUUCAAGAACAUGAUUUUAAUAUAUGGCAACGGUUACAAAUGCAAGAUUUGAAGCCUCAGUAUUAUAGUUUCAGAUGGAUUACUUUGCUACUCUCACAAGAAUUCCCCUUACCAGAUGUCAUACGUGUCUGGGACUCCUUAUUUGCUGACAAAAAUAGAUUUGAAUUUCUAAUAUAUGUGUGCUGUGCUAUGAUAUUGUGGCUGAGAGACAAAAUAAUGCAGGGUGAUUUCUCAGCAAAUAUGAAGCUGUUACAGAAUUUUCCAAAUGUAGAUAUACAUUGUCUUCUUGAAAAAGCUGUUGAGUUGCAACGGUGACAUAAGAAUAAGGAGUUUAUUAAAUCAUCAUUCCUGCCAUGACAGAGAACAAAUAUCCAGUGUUUUCUCGGUCUUUAAUUUAUGUUACAUAAAAUAUAAUCAAGAAAGAAGAUACGGUAAAUUAUGUUAACUAUGUUGUUAAGGGAUAGAUAGUAAAAUGUAAAAUAUUUUUAUAUUGAUUAUACAAUAUAAAAAUGAUUAUACAAUAUAUUGAUUAUACAAUAUAAAAUGCUGUGCUGCAAAAGUAUGACACUGUUGGAUCUGAAUAUGAUGCUAUUUUCUCUGUGUUAUCUUUGGCAGAUAUCUACUGUAAAAACAUUAAAUAAGUGUAAUGUUGUCA